CUGCGCAAACUACAGCAUAACUGCAUGCAUAUUCUCCGAUCAGUUGUUAUGAAUAAAUGUGGAAGGAGAGAUGAGGCCCUGCUGAUCUUUUCGACUCCACCACGUCUGCAGUAACAUCAAUGAUGCUCUUCUGGAGGCUCUGAAGUCUGUGCGCGCUGCAGCGGAUCAGUAUUGGAGUCGCCAGCAGUGCGCCUCAGCUGGACACAGGACACACGAUCUGGAGGACUGGUUUCAGCGUUUUCUUGAAUUUUGAUGCCUGUUUUUUGUGUAUUUUUAUCCCUGGGAUUUCUUCUUUUGAAGUGCAUUUGGAGCUGCUUCUAUUGCAUGUUUUUAUUACAGGGAAAGCGUGCGUAUCGUGCAGAUAUGCUUUCGCUCCGUGGAAGUUUAGCCCUGCGACCGCUCUCCUAAACUCUUCUCUUUGCAUCUUUUUAAAACACUAUAACUAAAAACUGCAGCAGGUUUUAAAAACGCCAGUGGAAAAAUGGCCAGCGAGCGGAAACCACGGCUUUGUGUCAUGGCAAAAUCGGAGAACGGGUAUGGAUUUCACUUGCAUGGCGAGAAAGGGAAGAGCGGACAGUACAUCCGCAAAGUGGAGCCUGGCUCCCCCGCAGAAGCGACGGGGCUGCGCGCCGGAGACCGGGUGGUGGCGGUGAAUGGGGUGAACGUGGAGAAAGAGACACACCACCAGGUGGUACAGCGGAUCAAAGCGGUGGAAAACGAGACCAGGUUGCUGGUGGUGGACCAAGAGACACAUGAAAGUCUGCGCAGCCUACGCCUCACACCUACAGAAGAGAUGGCUGUCGUCAGGGUUUCACCUCCGUCCUCAUCCUCGUCUCCCCCAGCCUCCGCCUCACCACCCCCGUCCUCGGUCCCAUCUUCCCCCAGCAAGAAGCGGGAGAACGGCUCGGUGUCCAAGCAGCCAGUCACCCCAAGCAGCCAGGUGCAGAAGCCCACCAGGAGGUCGCCUUCGAAGGCUGCAAAGAAGGAGGCUGUUGCUCAGGCUGAAGCCCAGGUCCAGUCACGGCCCCAGGUGGACCCGUCAGAGCUCGUUCCACGCCUGUGCCACCUGAUCCGGUCUGACGCUGGCUACGGCUUUAACCUCCACAGUGAUCGAUCCAGGCCCGGACAAUACAUCCGCUCCCUGGACCCCGGAUCACCUGCAGAUCACGCCGGGCUCCGGACACAAGACAGGCUGAUUGAGGUAAACGGGUUGAACAUCGAGGGCAUGCGGCAUGCAGAGGUGGUUGCCUUUAUUAAGAAAGGGGGAGAUGAGACCUGGCUGCUGGUGGUUGACCAAGAGACAGACGAACACUUCAAGAGGAGCGGGGUCGUCCCUACAAUCAGCCAUCUCAGAGACUACGACGGUCCCUCCAUAUCCAACGGCUCCCCAAACCCUCAGUUCAACGGCAGCUCCACCACGCAGUCCUUCAGGUCCACACGCUCUGACCUCAGCAGCCAGGGCAACAGCACACAGCUGGCAGAUGAUGAAGGCAACCGGCUGAUGGACCCGUUCGCCGAGAUGGGUCUGAGCGCUACAGCAGCAGAGGAAAAGAUGAAGGUCCAUAACAAAGAAAAGAAAAAGGCUCCACAAAUGGACUGGAUGAAGAAAUAUGAGCUGUUCAGCAACUUCUGAGACUCUCCCCUCCAAUGACAGAUGUUUGAGCGCUCUGCAUGGAUGAAGCAUACCAAGAUACAACAGAAGGCGUUGUGUUCCUGGAAUAAAAUGUGACAAAAGGAUAAAGUUGUACUAUGGGUUUGACUUUUUAAGCCACUUCAGAGACUCUUUAACAGCUUAUUUUUCUCCUUUUUAAAGCACAACAUGAAGGAAGUGCUAACUGACUGAAGGAACUAUGAAGGAAAAGUAUCUUUUAAAGUCAGGUUUUUACAAAUGUACGUCCAUCCCCAUCACUUUAAUCCUCCUUUCUCCCCACUGCUAGAGACUUGUUUCAAAACAAAUGAGGGAGACAGUUAUUUUUAUAAUUAAAAAGUAUAAACCAACUAUACAAUUUAAAAAACAUUAUUCCAUCUUCAUGCAUUUUAGAAGAGCUUUAUGGACACUGUGACAAAAAUGAUUGUGGACAUUGUGGGAGCUUUGGCCCAUCAGUCAGAGGAGGCCCAAGACGGGCAGAAGAUCACUGUGAAAGAGUUCAGAGCCUCCACCUUCAGCCCACUCAGAUCUAUUUUAUUAUUACAGAUAAAGAAAAGGAUGGCUGUGUGUUCUGGUUGCUACAUUUCCUACAUGUAUUUUUACAGAGUGUAUUAACUGGUCAUCAGAUCAGCCCUACUUUUGGUCACAAAAAACAUCCAUUAUCCUGAGUUAUUUAGCACUCAUUCUUAAUAAUGUAUUUCCACUGACCUCUUUUCCCAAAGUGCACAACAAAAGGAACCACCACUAACAGAAAAUGUAUUGAUAAAUGUAAGCAUGAAAGCUGGAAAGCAGGAGCGGAAGGUUUUCUGGGCAAAUAGCACAGACUUAUCAUUUGAGGAGGCCUGAUGUGUACAGCAGGGGGCAAACUUUCUCCACAAAUAAGAGGUCUAAUUUGACCCCCUAAAUAAAAUAAAGAUAGUUAUGCAGGCUGGUUUAGGGGGAUUCUCGCGGACUAUUACUUAGUUAAGAGAAAUAACCUCUUUGAGUGUCCACUAGUUGUCAUGACCAAGGCACAAAUUGUUUUAAAAAAUAUAGAUUUAGAUGUGGCAGGCUAGCUGUUUCCCCCAUUUCUGUUUUUGUUCGCCAACAUAAGCUAACCUGCUGUUUGCCGUAGCUUCAUAUUACUACAGGUAACACUUUCCAACCCAAAAAUGCUGUAUUAUUCCUUUAAUCAAAUAAGGACCAAGACCAGGACCAGGAAUGAGCCUGCAUAAUAUAUCAUGUUGGAGGUAUAGGAUUAGCGGAGUGAGAGCAGGUUGUGGGGCAGAGGAGGUGUAGCAAAGGCUGCACAGUGAGGCAGGAGCCAUGGAGCUUACUGAGGAUUAUUACACACAGGAACCCAGCCGUCAUACUGGAGCACAAUAUGUACGUGUGUGUGUGUAGAUAAAGUAUACAUGCCGCAAUCCAACCAAUGUAGAAACAAUGCAUUGCAACAACGGAAAGUGCAAAUUGGAGUCUUCGUUUUUUGUACCUGUUCACACCUUUACAGAGUCCUAAUUCAUCUUUGUACAUCAUUUUGUGUGUGCAUUAGCGUUUCACUAUGUAUGUUCCGACAGUCACAGCAAAGACAACUCUAUGUUACCAUGGCUGAUGUAUAUAUAAGCAUACAGUAUGGCAGGUGGCAUUUUUUCAAUAAAGUGUGACAAUGGUGUUUUUGAGUAUAUUAAACUGUUGUCAUUAUCUCAUGC
Molecule: messenger RNA, 3336 nt
Organism: Eleginops maclovinus (Patagonian blennie)
Lineage: Eukaryota; Metazoa; Chordata; Actinopteri; Perciformes; Eleginopidae
Product: Na(+)/H(+) exchange regulatory cofactor NHE-RF2
Exons: 6
Coding region: 482-1633 (383 amino acids)
Biological process (GO): protein localization to plasma membrane
Cellular component (GO): apical plasma membrane
Molecular function (GO): protein-membrane adaptor activity; signaling receptor binding
Source: RefSeq, a predicted model, not a curated record